AUGACGCUCGAUCAUUCUUCGUGGCAACAACGGCACGACACAAUACGACAAGUUCUUCAAACCAGAGCUGUCAAAGCUGCAAUUCGCGACUUUCAGAUCAGUCACUCCAGUAUACGCUCCGACGACUCAGAUACAAGCAAGAGCGGUGGUGACAUCUCUCCACUCUCGCUCGGCAGGCUGCUCGAUAUCAGUCUCGUCAUCGCCUGGUCCGCCCAUGGUCUCGCGCCAACCAAGGAUUCAAAUCCUUUUAGAGCUGCUGCAUGUUCAUCACUCCAACACCUGCGUCAAGCCAGCUUGCAGGCGCACGACUUCAAGACCAUCAAGGUUCUUCAAAAGAGCGCCGGCAGUCUCGUCGAAGUGGUCAAGAACCGCCUCGAUGGGCGCGUCUACGUGCUCAAGUCGCUCGUUAAAGGCUUUGCCCGACGCAACGCUGCUAUCCAAACUCCUAUCAACGAGACGAAACUUCUUCAACGCAACUCCGAUGACGGCCACGCUCUCCAGCUGCUCACCCCGCAGCUGCUGGCUGCGUUCCAGACCCAAAAUUCGGUUCAUGUGCUCAUGGAGUACGUCCCCAGCGGCGACUUCAGCGAACUCCUCAUGGCUGCAAGCAGCUGUGGUGCUGAGUACCCUGGACGUGCUACCACCGGCCUACUUACGGAAGACUGGAUUCUCAGGUACAGCGUAGAUAUGGUCCAGGCCAUCGCGUGGGUGCACGCUCAAGGCUUUGCUCACCGAGACAUCAAGCCAGGCAACUUCCUCUUGGACACAAGCGGCCAUCUCAAACUCUGCGACUUUUCCAGCGCGGCUCCUUUUAGCGACUUUCACACGGCAGAGGACUCCGGCAGAUCGAGACGAGCAAGACGUUCGUCGUCUUUGACAGAGCGCAAAGUAUGGGCUUUCUACUGCUCUCAACCCACGGGCACUUGCGAUUACCUGUCCCCGGAGGUGCUCGAGGCAGAGGAACAGAAAGCGCUCGAGAGACAAAAGCAAUACGAUAUGUCGAGCCUCGACGACGUCCUUGGAUUGAAACGUGCAAGUUGCUUGCCUUCUUCAAAGACCUCCAGCACAGAACCAGAAGAAAUCGCUGGAAUGUACGGCCCCGAGGUCGACUGGUGGAGCUUUGGUGUUAUGCUGUACGAGAUGCGAUUCGGCGUCUUGCCCUUCUUUGCCAGCAAGAUGGAGGAGACGUACGAAAAGAUCAAAGACCAUAGGACGUCGCUCACCUUUGACGCUUCGGUGGCCUGCUCGAAACAUCUUAAAGGUCUUGUUCAGGGUCUCCUGACCGCAGCUCGCCAUCGCCUAGGUCGAAACUCUUCCGAGGAGGUCCAACAACAUUUCUUCUAUCUCGGCGAGAGCAUCGACUGGUCCAAGCAAUGGCCUCUGCAGCCUCCCUUUACACCGAACGCAAACAUCAUCGACUUACAAUCUCCGCAUGCAGCAGCCAUGGGCGGCAACAACCAGCAGCAAGUUGGUCCCUUGACCGGAAUUGCCGCACGCCUACAGGACAAUUCCUUGUCCGUCGUCUCGAGCCUGCCAUCCUUCUCUGCUCUGUAUGCUGGUAACCUUGACGACUUUCCGGCGUUUGCCGAUUCACGAGAGCUCGAAUCGGACUCGAUCCGUCAGCAGCAGGAUUGGUGGUCAGGCGAGAAAAGUGCUGGCCACGACCUAGACGAUAGCACCGCCGCUGACCUGACCGAAGCGCCAGCUGUGGGAACUGCAGCAGUAGCUGAUGCCAUUCCUUCCGGGAUACCGAGGUCUUCUUCGUCGCCGGCUGUUGUGCUCAACACGUCGUCACAGUCCCUCACUCUUCGCGACCACAGCUCCUACAUGGCUGCAGCCAACUCGCCGCACGUUUCCCGUUCGGCGCCGCGUUGGUCCGACUGCGAUGUCACUUUUAUCGGCUUCAGUUAUCUGCCACACCGCUACGCCUUCUCGACUUCAGCAGCAGAUCGCGAAGCUCCCUCCUCCGGCGAAAUGUCAACCGCCGCUAGUUUAGACGACCUCGCGCACAGGUCAGAAAAUUCGCCGGGCGGGUGGCCAGCAGGAACCCCGGUCGCCUCGACCCCGUUCCACAGAGGAGGCGGACCAUCAUCACCGUCGAUCGCGAUGCUGCCAACCCCUCCCUCUUUCGCUCCCAGUCCUGCCGGCCCCAUCGAAACGGCUGAGAACGCGAAAGCAAAUCCUGUUAGACCUUCCGCAGUGCCGUUCUCGCAGCAGCAGAGCUUUGUCACGCCGGCUCGCAAGCCGUCAUACAUGGCCAUGCACGAGCGACUUCGGCAGCUACAGGGCCAAGACGCACCAAUCCCAGAAGAUGCUUUGGCGAGCCUCACACCAGCCGUUCCGCCUUCGCCCUACCCUUUCCCCGCGGCUUCGGUGGCUCGCACUUCCAAGUUCACGGGCGGGAAAAAGCCAUCACUGUAUCGCCGCGACCUGGAUCGAGCCAGAUCAGCAACACCAGGAGGAGGAAGCGUCGGGUCCGAUAGUCGCCAAUCGGGUGGUAGCAAUGCUGUUCGCGAGAUGUCGGAACGCGAAGCAUGGGAUGAGAUGAUGGCAGCGGUGCAGAAAAGCGUGCGCAAGAAGCAGCCUGUGGCGCCUGUGCUAGCGACCCCGUUGACUUCGUCGACUGCGCGUCCCGGAGGUUUGCCUCGCUCGUCCACUGACCCUCAGCUGUCUGCUUCCAAGCCGGCUGUAACGCAGCAGCAGUCUGUACAACGUGCGCAGCUGCAGACCAGGCCAGAAGUGCCGGUGUCACGGGCUGCCUCGGCUCGUAGAGCUCUGCAGAGCUUGAAGGCUCCUCGCCAGCCCACUGAGCCGUCUGAGCCAGCAGACCAGCAACCUCAAGGAGAGAAAGCGGCUUCAAGGGUACAGCCAUCAGGUACACUUCGUCAACGCAUAUCAAGGGCCAGUCUGAUCGCUCCGCGUGCCACCUUCAAGGUGAUUCCGCCAGAAUCUUCUCCAAGAAGCUCACCACCGCCUUUCGCCUUCUUGAACGAGUCUCCUCGUUUUGGUGCAAUGACGCAGAACCAGCAUGCACUCGACAUCGACAUGUACGAUUCGGACACUUCGGACGACUCUACCAACGGCAGACGCAAUCUCAAGCACAAGAAGAGCGCCCGCCAGCUGCUCAUAAGAGCGCAGGAGCGCGGUACACCAACCAAGCCCAAACGUGCGCAGAGCCCGCCUCUGACAGACGCCUUUGCAGCGGCGCCAUCGGUGGCAGCGGUGCUGGAAGCGGCAGGUGCGCGCAGCUCGUCGCCAAUCCUGCUGAGCGAUCAUUCUGCGCGCUCAUGUCAUUCAUCUCGCGACGUCUCGUACGAGCGUGGUGGGAUGGACUUUGGGCCAGCUUCGCAUCGCGUCAGAUCAGGGUCGAUGCAGAUCUCGGGCAAAGAGUCGCCGGAUGUCAGCAGCGAGGCGCUGUCCUCGAGCCUGGGUAAGACGUCGGUGACGUUUGCGCCGAUGGCGUACGUGCCUGUGUUGGGGGCGAUUCCGCCGUGGCGUGAGGCGAGGGACGGGGCUGGGGCUGGAGGUAGCUCGGACGGGCAUGGUGAUGGACUGGGGCCUGCGCGCGAAGCGGGUCGCACGGCAAGGACGAUCCGCCGCAAGGACAGUGGUGAGAUGCUGUCGCAGUACCGCAAGGCGAAGGGGAUGGGUCGGGCGACGAGCAUGCUUUCGCUGAGCGAUCGGGCCAAGGCGGAUGCCGAGGGUGCUGCUACUCCCUUGUCGCGACCGGGCACGGCGUUGUCGUCCUCCUCGCCUGUCAACGAGGAAGACGAGGACGCUUUCAUCCUGGGCCAUGUUGAGAGCAGAAUGCGCAUGAUGGCGCCAGGUGGCAGCUUACCUGGCCGCACCAUCAGGCGCUUUUCAAGUGUACUCUCGCUCAAAGAGCGGGAGAAAGUCACCAUCGAGCGGCCAGCCAGCCAAGACGGGACGUCCAAGACGAGUCGCGCUUUCGGACGAUUCAGAAGCCGGCUCACGUCGUCGACACUGUGUGAGGAGCCGAGUGAAGAGCUGGCGGCCGAAGGGGCCAAGUUGUCGAAAGCGGACGGUGGCGCGACGGAUGCUAAGGGCAGCAGUGGCGCUGCGGAUGGCCGGUCCAGGCUUGCCCCGUCCAGGCUCGGUGGGAGGAAGAUGGGUGACACGCUGCCGAGGUCCUUCGUUCUUCGCAGUUCUGCCAUGCAUGCGUCGACGCGCAAACACUUGGGCACGACGCUAGAAGAUAGCCUGGACACAGACUCGCCAGCCAAACAAGCAGACGUGAGCCUGAUGACUGGGCUCAAUAGCCGGCAUACUGCACUGCAAGGGUCGCUGCUCGGUCUGGAACAGCGGUUGGCUCGGCUCAAGGCCCGAUUGGAAGAUCAGAAGCCCCCAUGA
Molecule: messenger RNA, 4371 nt
Organism: Sporisorium graminicola
Lineage: Eukaryota; Fungi; Basidiomycota; Ustilaginomycetes; Ustilaginales; Ustilaginaceae
Exons: 1
Coding region: 1-4371 (1456 amino acids)
Biological process (GO): peptidyl-threonine phosphorylation; actomyosin structure organization
Cellular component (GO): cytoskeleton; cytoplasm
Molecular function (GO): ATP binding; protein serine/threonine kinase activity
Source: RefSeq, a predicted model, not a curated record